AUAGAAAUGGCAGAAGAAAGACAACCUACUCCUGAACAUAUUAAAGAAAAAUAUAAAACACUACCUCCUACAAAAGAAGAAAAAAGAGGAUUUUGUUGUUUAAAUAGACAAAUCCAAUUAGCACAACUUAAACCACCACCACCAGUAUUUGAAAUUUUACUUACAGAAGAAGAUCCAGAAUCUAAUAAACUUUUUAUUUUUAAAAUAAUAACAUAUAAUCAAAUAUUUGCUUUUAUAUCAAUUGGUGAAGUUUAUACUUAUAAAAUUCAAAGACAACAUUAUUAUCAACAUGGUUCUUUAAUGCCUAAAAAACUUAAAGAAAAAGAACCUAAACCAAAAUUUGCUCAAAUAUAUUUUUAUGAUAGUGAUAAUUUUGAUAGCCAACUUAAUAGAAGACAUAAAAUAAUGAAUAAAAAUAAACCAUUAAAUAAGGAUAUAUUAAGUGAACUUCAAUUUGAAUU
Messenger RNA from Dentiscutata erythropus, 461 nucleotides. The record is from the annotation of a GenBank genome assembly. Lineage: Eukaryota; Fungi; Glomeromycota; Glomeromycetes; Diversisporales; Gigasporaceae.